AGUUGUUUCGGAAAUAGUUUUACGCCAACUUCGAGAGGCGAGGCGAGGCAUGUGGAAGGAGCAGGGGUGACACUUAUCCCCGCUAAAAAUGUAUCUCUUCUGUGGUUAUAAUGGUAAAACGUUGUAAGGAUAAGUUAUGAAGUUGUUUAUCCAACCACCGCCAGGAGAAUUAUUUAGCAACUGGAGACAACUUUGAGAAAAGCGCGUGAAAACUAUGCCAGCGAAGCAGGGUAGUAGCUAGCUAGCUGGAAAGCACCGCUAUGAAGUGAUGAAUGACUACAAGUUUACGUAGCAGGGAACCGUUAUUCCACCAUGGACUGUUCUCCCUUCUCAAAAUACUCAUGGCUGGAUUUUCUUUUCAGUGUGAUUGGUGUCUGCGCCUAUGUGUUCGAUGUCGGUUCCGAUAUGUGGGUUGCCAAAGAGUUCUACUGCCAUGGAGAGUUCAUUUGGUUUGGAGUGUUAGUUGGCCUCAUGGUUCUGUCGUCUGUGGUCAUCCAGAUGUUCAGCUGGUUUUGGUUCAAAUACGACAGAGAUUUAGAAAACUUUGAGGUGAAUACAGCACCAGAGAAGUUUUUGUUUUGCGGCCAGAGGCGUGUGAAAGUCUCGUGUUGUCUGCAUGUUUUGCAACUUGGAUUCUUCUUCAGGCACCUUACAGCUAUUUGGCAGGGCUUCCGCGUGUGGUGGAGAGGCCAGCAGGGGUCGGAGUAUGCCGUGUACCUGGUCCACGACCUCAGCAUGCUGCGGCUCAUCGAGACCUUCUGUGAGAGUGCGCCUCAGCUGACGCUAAUGGCCUACAUCAUGCUCUUCACUAACCAGGCCAGGACCAUCCAGUGUGUGAGUGUGGUCGCCUCUACGACAUCUAUUGCCUGGAUGGUGGUGGACUACCACCGCUCCCUGCGUUCCUUCCUGCCCGACAAAGCCAAGCAAGCCUGGGCGUCGUCGGUGAUCUACUUCCUGUGGAAUCUGCUGCUGAUCGCGCCGCGCGUGGCCUGCGUGGCCCUCUUCACCUCCGUCCUGUCCCACUACAUUGCCCUCCACUUCCUGCUGGUGUGGCCCGCGCUGGUCCUCUGGGCCUGGCGCCAGAGGACCGACUUCAUGGACAGCCCCGCCGGAGAGCGGCUCUACCGGGCCACCGUAGGACUCAUCUGGUACUUCAGCUGGUUCAACGUGGCGGAGGGCUCCACCAGGGGCAGGAGUGUCAUCUACCACUCCUUCAUGAUAGCGGACGGCGCCGUCCUGCUGGUCACGUGGUGGCACUACAGGGACAUAGAGCUGACCCAGUCGUACGCCGUCAUCAUGGUCCUGGCCGUGCCUGUCUGCUACUCCCUGGGGCUGCUGUUGAAGACUCUGUACUACUGCUACUUCCAUCCCAAGCUGUGGAGACCCCAGGACAAGAGGGGUGGGAAGCUGGAGCCAGAUGGAUCUCUGCCUGUGACCUGUAUGGCCACGUCCACACAGGCAGAUGCUCCUGCUGAGCCGCAUAACAGGAGAAUGGCCAGACAUGCCAGAAUUUUUUACACUGCCGGUGUCGACACAUCCGAGAUGGGUCAGAUCAACAGACGUGAAGGCAAUAACAUAGUUUAGAUGGAUCAUGUUGCUAUGUGUUUUUUGAAUGUUUGUCUUGUUGUUUCAUACCGUUGAUGCUGUUCUGCAUGCUGUGUUUUCCUACCACUUUGAAGUGCACAAUCACAUACAGUUUUGUAUUGAUGACUCACUCUUACGAUUGCACUUGGUGCCAAUGAAAAGAAUCAAAUGAAUUAGUACAUUUCAUGAAAUAUGUUGUCUUGUUUAUGCUCAAAGGUGAUGAAAAGUGAUAUUCCUCCAAGCUAUCCUUUAAGCAUAUUUUAUACAAAACUGUUUUUUAUAUUUAAUAGUGUGGUGAAAUAUUUAAAAAACAGGCUGCAUACGUUGUGCUCAUCAAAAAUGUGAAUGUUAACUAUAUUUUUAAUGCUUUUAGUGGAGAAUAAACAUACCUCACUCAUA
Messenger RNA from Sardina pilchardus (European sardine), 1983 nucleotides. It is a transcript of the gene xkr8.3, whose product is annotated as XK related 8, tandem duplicate 3. The transcript has 3 exons. The record is from RefSeq and is a predicted model, not a curated record. Gene Ontology annotation, biological process: phosphatidylserine exposure on apoptotic cell surface; apoptotic process involved in development; engulfment of apoptotic cell. Lineage: Eukaryota; Metazoa; Chordata; Actinopteri; Clupeiformes; Clupeidae. The coding region runs from base 313 to 1584 and encodes 423 amino acids. Gene Ontology annotation, cellular component: plasma membrane.